Molecule: messenger RNA, 852 nt
Organism: Fraxinus pennsylvanica
Lineage: Eukaryota; Viridiplantae; Streptophyta; Magnoliopsida; Lamiales; Oleaceae
Source: the annotation of a GenBank genome assembly
AUGAUUACAACAGGUCUCAUCCUUCAUACUUACCCUGUCAGCCGCAUUCUCCUUUCAUCCUCUACUCUCGCUACCUUAUCAUACACACUAACCAUCUUCAACCAAGCUCGUAACCCUACCAUAUUUCUAUUCAACACUCUCAUCUCAUCUUUUGUUCAAAAAGAGUACACCCAUGCUGCCUUCUCUCUGUAUAUCACAAUUUUCAGUCACCCUACCCUUAAGCCAAACAACUAUACUUACCCCUCCCUCUUCAAGGCUUGUGGGUCCCAUCAGUGGCUAAAACAUGGUCGAGCACUACACGGUCAUGUACUGAAAUUUCUUGACACCCCAUAUGACAACUUUGUUCAAGCUUCAUUGCUUAAUUUUUAUUCUAGAUGUGGCAAAGUUGGUAUUUCGAGGUACUUUUUUGAUCAAAUUGUUGAACCAGAUUUAGCCUCUUGGAACUCGAUAUUAUCAGCUUACAUGCGUAAUGCAACAAUUCCUUUGCUCGCUGAUGCAUGUAAUUUUGGUGGAAAUGCUAGUUUGUCAAUGGAAGUCUUGAAUAUGUUUAGCCGGAUGCAGCAGUCCUUUGUUAAGCCUAACGAAGUUACUCUAGUGGAAUUAAUUAGUGCUUGUGCCAACCUUGGUGCACUCAAUCAAGGAACAUGGGCUCAUGCUUAUGUGCUUGAAGAUGGUGUUCUUGAUCCAGAGACGACUGUAGUUUCUAUAUUCCCAUCUCCGAUGCACUAUGCUGGACCUACCGAGGUACAAUGGCAUGCCAAGGUUUGGAUCAAUGCACAGGGGCGAACUUCUACAUCGUUGUUCUGGACCCAGCUGGCUGAGCCAUCCACUCGAGAAAAGAGAUUUGUUUGA